This is a messenger RNA of Chlamydomonas reinhardtii, 4824 nucleotides long. RefSeq lists its product as uncharacterized. Gene Ontology annotation, biological process: proteolysis. The transcript is spliced from 16 exons. The coding region runs from base 192 to 2840 and encodes 882 amino acids. Gene Ontology annotation, cellular component: cytosol. The record is from RefSeq and is a predicted model, not a curated record. Gene Ontology annotation, molecular function: serine-type endopeptidase activity; oligopeptidase activity. Lineage: Eukaryota; Viridiplantae; Chlorophyta; Chlorophyceae; Chlamydomonadales; Chlamydomonadaceae.
GUCUUCGCUGGACUUCCUUGAACCGGGUUGCGUGGAACAUAUAGUUAUACUGUACUCACUAUAGCUGCACGUGUGUUAAGGAGUAGGACGGCCUUACACGAGGCCCUUGGUGACCACAGAUCGGAAGACCCUAGGUUCAAGCUCGACACCUCUUUUGCGCUUUUCGCGCUCUUGGGUCACACGCAGCGGCAAUGGGCGGUACCAGGGCCGCUAUCAUCGCGGCGUCCACAGUAACCGUGGUUGCUGGGGCCGCGAUUAGCGGGAUUUUGCUUCGCCCGCACUGGGUGCCCGCGGCCGCUCGAUGCACCAGCACCGUCUCCACUUGGCUGUUCCGGAAGAAGGCCAACCCUGUCAUGAGGCCCCCGGCCGCACUCGGCGCUCCUCAGACGGGUCUAUCUGUGGAGCCCAGCCAGUACCCCCAGGUCCGUCGCGGCGAGGUGGUCGAGACGCUUCACGGCGUGCGGGUGGCGGACCCCUACCGCUGGCUGGAGGACCCGGACUCGGAGGACACACGCGAGUUCGUAACGGCCCAGAACGCGCUGACCAACGAGCUGCUGGCCAAGUGCGAGACCCGCGAGCCGUUCAGGAAGUUAUUCACGGCGCUGUUCGACUACCCCAAGUUUGGGGCGCCCUUCAAGUGCGGCAGCCGCUACUACUACUACCACAACAGCGGCCUGCAGCAGCAGUACGUCAUCUACAGCCAGGCGGAGGCCACCCUGCAGGCGGAGGCAAAGCUGUUCUUCGACCCCAACACGCUGUCCGAGGACGGCACCGUGGCGCUCAGCAACAUGGAGUGGAGCGAGGACGGCAGCCUUGCCGCCUACAGCCUGAGCAAGGGCGGCAGCGACUGGUGCACCAUCCAGGUGCUGCGCGUGGACCCCUCCGGCGCACCGCCCACGCCGCUGGCCGACAAGCUGGAGUACGUCAAGUUCAGCAGCCUGGCCUGGACGCACGACCAGCGCGGCUUCUUCUACAACCGUUACCCCGACCCGGCCUCCCGCCCCGCCGACCUGGGCACGGAGACAGACAGCAACACGCACCAGCAGCUGUGCUACCACGCGCUGGGGACGCCGCAGUCGGAGGACCCGGUGAUCUGGGCCAUGCCCGACCACCCCACCUGGAUGAGCGGAGCCGGAGUCACCGAUGACGGCAGGUACCUGGCCCUGUACAUCAGCGAGGGCUGCCUGCCCGCAAAUCGCCUGUACCUGGUGGACAUGCAGGCCCUGGACAAGAAGGCGGACGGCGCGGUGGACUGGGCCAAGUACGACUUCUUCAACAAGGGCUCCAAGAAGCUCCCCGUUGUGAAGCUGGUUGACGACUUCAGCGCCUCUUUCAGUGUGGUGGCCAACGAGGGAACCACCUUCUACAUCAUGACGAACCUGGACGCGCCGAGAUACAGGCUGGUGAAGAUUCCGGACGUGACGUCCGCCGGCCCUGCCUCCAGCUGGCCUGACCACAUCGCGCAGCACCCCAAGGACGUGCUGAAGGGCGCUCUGGCUCUCAAGGGCGAUGUGCUAGUGGUGCGCUACCUGCGUGACGUCGUGGCGGCGCUGCAGCUGCGGCAGCUGGGCUCGGGCGCCCUCACCAAGGAGCUGCCGCUGCCGGGCGUGGGGAGCGUGGGUGCCAUGAGCGGCGACCGCAAGGGCAGCGAGCUGUUCUUCUCAUUCACCAGCUUCACGGAGCCCGGCGCGCUCUACCGCAUCGACACCGCGCCCGGCAGCGCUCUGGAGCCGCAGCUGUUCCGGCGCACGGAGCUCAAGGUGCCGCACAGCGCGGACGACUACGUCACCAAGCAGGUGUUCGUGACCUCGGCCGACGGCACGCAGGUGCCCAUGUUCAUCACGCACCACAAGGACACCAAGCUGGACGGCUCGGCGCCAACGCUGCUGUACGGGUACGGCGGUUUCAACAUCGCCCUCACGCCCGGGUUCAGCGCCAGCAGGCUCGCGUUCAUGCGCGGCUACGGCGGUGUGUUUGCCCAGGCCAACCUGCGCGGCGGCGGCGAGUACGGCACUGACUGGCGCAACGCCGGUUCCACGCACAACAAGCAGAACGUGUUCGACGACUUCCAGGCGUGUGCCGAGUACCUGAUCCGCGAGCGCUACUGCUCGCCCGCCAAGCUGACCAUCCAGGGCGGCUCCAACGGCGGCCUGCUUGUGGCGGCGUGCGCCAACCAGCGACCCGACCUGUACGCGUGUGUGCUGGGGCAGGUGGGCGUGAUGGACAUGCUGCGGUUCCACAAGUUCACCAUCGGCCACGCCUGGAUGACGGACUACGGCAACCCCGACCGCGCCGCGGACUUCUCCUGGAUCUACCCCUACUCGCCGCUGCACAACGUGCGGGCGCCCGAGGGAGGGAGCCGCCAGUACCCGGCCAUCAUGCUGGCUACGGGCGACCACGACGACCGCGUGGUUCCGCUGCACACGCUCAAGCUGCUGGCCACGCUGCAGCACAACCUGGCCGCAGCCGACCCAGCCGCCUCGCCGCAGCGCAACCCGCUGCUGGCGCGGAUCGAGGUCAAGGCCGGGCACGGGGCGGGCAAGCCCACGCAAAAGGUCAUUGACGAGAACGUGGACCUGUUCGGCUUCGCCGCCAAGUGCAUGAACGCCAAGUGGGUUGACAAGCAGCCCGUGUCUGAGCCAGCCAAGCCCGCGGCGGCGGCGGCGGCGCCCGCGGCGGCACCGGCGGCGGCGGUUGCGGCAGCGGCGCCCGCGGCGGGGGCGACAGCGGCGGCGGCUAAGCCGGCGGGCGCAACGGCUGCAGCGGCACCGGCACCGGCGCCGCCGGCCACGAAGGAGCCGGCAGCACCCGCGGCGGGUAGCAGUGCAGCGUCCAAAUAGCGGCGCCGGUGUGGAAGCUGAUGCUGGUGUGGGCGGAUAGUGGGAGUGGCGACGGCGGCGGUGUGCGAGUGGCACUGCGGCGGUGGCAGCAGAGGGCCCAGUGGUGGAGGCGCAGGCCCCAGCAGCGGCACAGAGGGGACAUGCAUGUGCGGAGGGGUGGGGGCAGGGCGGGUUUCCCGACAAAGCGCCACCCUAUAAACGGCGCCGGCGCGCAGGCUGAGACCUGCCGGUAUCUGGUUGUGGUCUUUGCUGGCGAGCAUAGCGUGGCACGGUGUGUGGGUUGUUGCCUGCUGUGCUCGGCUUGACAGCGGGACGUGGCUGGACACAUUAUGGCGGGCCGUGCCUGUACGAACCGACCCCGGCUAUGUCCGGGAGAUGAGGCAGACGCUUGCGGCCUCACGUGGCGUGGCCCACUUAUCCCAUGCGAGGGGAACCACAUAUCUUGUGGCUUCGCAACUGCACUUUUAGUGAGGGGGAAACCCCAACCCCACGGGGAAGCCCCAACCCGAGUGCGCUGGACUGCACUGAGAGUGGGCACGCCUCGUGUGUAUCAUCAUGUCAUGUUACAACUUGUGUUCAUCUCCGGCACUCUGGGGACCCACUUGGGUGCCCCUGACGGUUGGGGUGCCGGCGCACUUACUUGCUGCACCGUGCAUACCAGGGGAGGUGCAUACGGUAUGUGCCGCAUUGAGUCAACAUUCAACCAAUUGCAUCUCAUUCGAACACCUCAUUUGGGUUAACGAACCUCAAUGUGCGUGUGCAUGUGUGCGGGACGGACUGACGGACGUGACGUGCAGUUGGGCCGUCAACCUAGCCACGGUGCUCACACACGCACGUGCAUGUCCAAUAAUGGGCACCGGGCUUGCAGCAAGCUAGCUAAUAUGCAGACUUUAGGCAGGCACACAGGCCAGGCCGCGUCAUACGGUAUGCAACACACGCACGCACGCAAUGCAAGCCGCCUCAAACUGGUCAAACCUCAACAACCAAGAGAACAAUGUGGGCAGUCAUCCCUGAUGCGCUGCCUUCAGGGCGUGCCGGACUGCUGCCGCUUGCUGCUGCCGCGCAUGUAGAGCGGCACGUGCGCCGCCUCUUCCUCGGGGCUAACAAAGGAGGGCACCGUGAGCACGGGCUGACUCCGCCCAAACAUGGUGUUGUAGAGUGCCGCUUGGUUGUUGAGCAAGGCAGCCAGGUGGUGAUUGAGCUCGGCGGUCAGCGGAUGAUCAGCACACGCACGGCGGUAGACCUCGCUUGGAUUAGGCUGGCUAAUCAUCCAGCCGUCGGAGAAUAGCGUAAUGUCCCGGCAGGCGCCGAUGAUGGUACCGGUGUGCUGCUCGCUUGACUUCCAGACUGUGUGAACGUAGGGACUGCCAUCGGCGGAUGCGCGGCGGCUGCCGGCAGGGGAUGUGGUCGGAGAGGGCCUGCGCGAAGGAGAGCACAGGCAAGGAGGCAGCCGUCAGCACAUCUCAAGGCAAGCCAUUUGAGCGAGGACGCCUCGAGACAAGCUGUUGUAUGGCCGGUGCAGCAGUCAAGCAGUCAACGUUGCCGCGGCCCGGGAUGUCGUCGCGCACAGGUAAGGGGGCUAGCAACUCAGGGCAAUCCUCUUCGCCCAGGGCCCUCUACCGGAAGUCCCAUAUGCUGUGAGAGCGUCUGGGUACUCGUCGGCAAGCCCAAAGCCAUCAGCGAGUAGUAGUGGCUCGCGCAUCGCAAUCGUACGCUCAGCCCCGCUUCAGUCCCCGUCUCGCUCAGGCCCGCCGCAAGGAGCCUUUGACUUACCGGGGAGUGUAGGCGUUCUCCACGUUCUCGAAAACGAAGAAAGAAGACAUUGUCGACUUGUAACUGACGGUAGGAUGGUAAAGCAGGAAUGCUAGGAGAAGAGAGCUUCAAAACAAGGACAGGGCAGAAGUAGAGGUGCUAGCUUUAGCGAGAGAAGGAGCGCAGCGAAUGCGGUGUAGAGCGGUGGGCUCUGGCUCUUGAACUCAAGCGA